AUGAGACCACAGAGACGGAGUGCGCGAGAAGGAACCCCUAGUGAUAACCGAGAGAGAGAACAGGAAACGUUUAUGACUACCAUGAACGCUGUAGCUGAGGCAGUGCGUGAGGCUGCAGUUGCAGCGGCUAGGGCUGUUGACCGUCUUGGAGUGAGAAACAGGAAUGAGAAUGAGCAUGGGGAGGAUAGUAGGAAUGAUGAGAACAACUUAGGGCAUCCUGAAAGACCUAUGACCCUUGCGACCUUUCUAAAGGUUAACCCGCCUAAGUUUAAAGGUACACUCGUUGCGACCGAUGCUGACAACUGGUUUCGAGGUAUCGAACGAUCACUGCGAGCGCAACAUGUUCCGGAAGGCCAACACGUGGAGUUCGCUACUUAUAUGCUGGAAGGAGAAGCGGAGCAUUGGUGGCAGGGGAUACAGCGACUACUGCAACAGAAUGAAAAUGACAUUCCUUGGGAUACCUUUAGGGAUGAAUUUUAUAAGAAGUAUUUCCCGAGAGCAGCACGUGAUGCCAAGGAGAUGGAGCUUAUGCAGCUGAAACAAGGGGAUAUGACUAUUGCUGAGUAUGCCCGACUCCGAGAAGAACUGAUGAAUUCUGUUGUUCCGCUAGAAAUACGAAAUUUUGCUGAACUAGUGAAUAAAAGUAAACUAGUGGAAGAAUGUUCAAAGAAGUUGGCGAUAGCUCGAGCAAGUCGUAGGGAGGAUUUACAAAGAGACUUUGUUCAGAAUUUAGCCCCUCAAGGUCACAACUUCAAAGCCAUUGGUCAAUUCCAGCAUUGGAAUGGAAACCACCGAGCUGUCAGCCUUCUAACUUGCAAUAAUGGUAGUGACAAUAACCGUGACAUUCGACAAGGACAUGAGAGUCAACCUCAUCAAGCUCAUAAUGGUGUAAUAUGCCCAACUUAUGGAAAGAACCAUGGUAGUAGGCUUUGCCGGGUUAGAACAGGUUUAUGUUACUAUUGUAAUAAGGAAGGACAUCGGGCAAGAGACUGUCGAAAAAGAAUGGUAGAUGAGUCUGCUGGCAACACUAUAAAGUUUGGAUCUAUCGCUCGAGGUAAGUUCUAUGCUAAGAAUUUGCUUAAGUCAGAUAUCAUUGAAACUUUUUACCUACGCCUCAAAUUUUGA
Molecule: messenger RNA, 1125 nt
Organism: Arachis stenosperma
Lineage: Eukaryota; Viridiplantae; Streptophyta; Magnoliopsida; Fabales; Fabaceae
Exons: 2
Coding region: 1-1125 (374 amino acids)
Molecular function (GO): zinc ion binding; nucleic acid binding
Source: RefSeq, a predicted model, not a curated record